Molecule: messenger RNA, 450 nt
Organism: Dibothriocephalus latus
Lineage: Eukaryota; Metazoa; Platyhelminthes; Cestoda; Diphyllobothriidea; Diphyllobothriidae
Source: the annotation of a GenBank genome assembly
AUGUCCAUUCAGUCGGUCUAUGCUUGCCAAAUCUUCGACGGUCGAGGCAACCCGACUCUAGAAGUCGACUUAAAGACUACGGAAGGUGUGUUCCGCGCUGCCGUUCCCAGCGGUGCCUCUACAGGUGUUCAUGAGGCCGUGGAGUUACGUGAUGGCGUCAAAUACCAAUACAUGGGCAAGGGUGUCCUGAAGGCAUUUGAAAAUAUGAAUAAAGUUAUUGCUCCCACCCCAAUUAGGGAGAAUAUUCCAGUAACGGAGCAAAAAAAGAUCGACGAGUUCAUGAUUAAACUGGAUGGGACGGAAAACAAAGGCCAGCUUGGCGCGAACGCUAUUCUCUGCGUUUGCAAGGCCGGUGACCCUGAGAGGGGUGUCCAUCUCUACCGGUACAUAGCUGAUGUGGCUGGUAAGGCGGAGGUCGUCUUGCCUGUACCUGCUUUCAACGUCCUCUAG